Messenger RNA from Pan troglodytes (chimpanzee), 4478 nucleotides. It is a transcript of the gene BEND7, whose product is annotated as BEN domain containing 7. The coding region runs from base 743 to 1915 and encodes 390 amino acids. The transcript is spliced from 8 exons. Lineage: Eukaryota; Metazoa; Chordata; Mammalia; Primates; Hominidae. The record is from RefSeq and is a predicted model, not a curated record. Gene Ontology annotation, molecular function: DNA binding.
CUACAGGCGCGCGCUGCCACGCCCAGCUAACUUUUGUGUUUUUAGUAGAGACAGGCUUUCACCAUGUUGGCCAGGCUGGUCUCAAAUUCCAGAUCUCGGGUGAUCCACCCACCUCAGCCUCCCAAAGUGCUGGGAUUACAGGUGUGAGCCACACACAUCCUUUAAAGGAUGUGUUCCAUCCUUUAAAACAUGCCACAGUGAGCUAGGCCGUGAGCUUACUUCCUCUGAGGAGGGACCUGCUUCUGGCCUUCUGCCCUCUUCCUUUCAGCACUGUUUCUUCCUCCUCAGUCCCCCGACGUCCUGAUUUUUUGUGUAUUUGUUUCGUUUUGUUUUGCCUUUGGGAGACAUGUUUCUGCACACGGCAGGCGCAGCCCACCGCCAGAACCCCUCACACCUGCCACCUUCCUCCCUCAUUGCCACCUGCAGCUUAGGAUGCUGGUUGUCAAAAUGAAAAUACAAAGUUAUGCAAAACUCAGGUUGUAUUUUCAGCCAUGUACUUUUCAUAGGCAUAAGUUCUGGAACUCUGAAACUGAGGUCAUGACAAAGCAGAUUUGCCCUCAGAAGGUUCCAGAAUCCUUGUGACGCCUUCCUGUUCCUAAUGGUAGCACUGUAUCUAUCCUAGCAUUAUAUCUACAGAGCAGAGGCAGGACCUUUGGCAGGAGACACAUCCCUUCUCCUGUGGUGUGUCAGUUAGCGUAGAGAAGCAAGCCGGCAUGGACUUGAGAGCCGGGGAGAUGAAAGCAUGGAAAUAAAAAAGCAAAUUACAGGGAUGAGAAGAUUGCUGAACGACAGCACUGGGCGGAUCUAUCAGCGAGUUGGCAAAGAAGGAGAGAAACUAAAAGAAGAGCCCCAGGACCUGGAUUUAGUCUGGCCUCCACGUUUGAACUCCUCUGCUGAGGCCCCGCAAAGCCUCCACCCGUCUUCACGUGGUGUGUGGAAUGAGCUGCCGCCCCAGAGUGGACAGUUCUCAGGGCAGUAUGGCACCCGUUCUAGAACCUUCCAAAGCCAGCCCCACCCUACCACGAGCUCCAAUGGUAUGGUUGUCAACAAACAUUCAGAAGGCUCUCAUGGGGGAGAACUUCCAGUGGUGAAUUCAUCAGCUGGAUCAAACUGCUGUACUUGUAACUGCCAGUCAACGUUGCAGGCCAUUCUACAAGAACUCAAGACCAUGAGGAAAUUAAUGCAAAUUCAAGCAGUUGGAACUCAAAACAGACAACAACCCCCAAUUUCCCUUAUAUGCUCCCAGCGAACUGCUGUCUCACGAAAGAGAAAUAAAAAGAAAAAAGUGCCCCCAAAGACUGUGGAACCUCUUACUGUGAAACAGAAGCCCAGUGGGUCAGAGAUGGAGAAAAAGUCGGUGGUGGCCUCUGAGCUAUCUGCUCUCCAGGCAGCCGAGCACACCUCCCCGGAGGAGAGCCGCGUUCUAGGAUUCGGCAUUGUUCUGGAAUCACCUUCCUCAGAUCCAGAAGUACAACUUGCUGAAGGCUUUGACGUGUUUAUGCCUAAAUCUCAGCUGGACUCUAUAUUGUCAAACUACACUCGCUCAGGAAGCCUUCUGUUUAGAAAACUGGUGUGUGCGUUUUUUGAUGACAAGACUUUGGCUAACUCCUUACCCAAUGGGAAGAGGAAAAGAGGACUCAAUGACAACCGGAAAGGACUAGACCAAAAUAUUGUGGGUGCAAUAAAAGUCUUCACAGAAAAGUACUGUACAGCUAACCAUGUGGAUAAGCUUCCUGGCCCAAGAGAUUGGGUACAGAUUCUACAGGAUCAAAUUAAACUGGCCAGAAGAAGGUUAAAAAGAGGCUCAGAGAUCGCGGACAGUGAUGAAAGACUGGAUGGCAUUUCUCUACCACCAACAGGUAAAUUAUCUUUUAGGCCAUUUUCCAUGACUGGACAAUAUGUGGAUAUACUCUAAUAGUAACACACAUUCGUGGCCUUUCUCAUAAAAAAUCAUUACAAAUUUCCAAUUUCUACAAUUGCUCAUGGAGGACAACUAAAGCCUUGGCUAAAAACUUAGCGACUUAAGUGUGAAACACAGACACCUCCCCAGUAAAUUGUUCACUUGUCCAGAACGCCCACCUCCAGCCAUGUCACAGAACCGUGUACAACUCUUCCUUAGAGAAGCGGCUCUCCGCCUUCAUUUUCUUGUCUCUGUUGUAGGUAAUAUAUUUGACACCAGGAGAGAAAACACGGAGGACACAGAACCAGGUUUCAUUGCCUAGACUUUGAUUUUAGUGACAUUGUUCAGUGGCAUAUGUAACUUCCGUUUGAAUUUCCACAAAGAUCCACGUAGCAUUUCAGGUUCCUGCAAAGUGUGGGUGUUCUGUGAAGUUUACCUGUCAUGAUUGAAUAGUUUCAUAUACUUUCUUUGUAAUGUGUGAUAACCAAGCCUCCAAUCUGGUAUAAGAUUUUUUAAAUCAUUUUUAGGGUUCAUUUGUUACCCUUUAAAAGUCCAGCAUAUGAUUCAGUGAGUUCAUUGUCCAUUAUAAAGAAGUGGUUCUCUCUUCCCUGUUUUCAUUCAAAACCUCAGUGUGAAUAUAGAGCUUUGAAACAUAUUUAUUUUAAUGUAAAUUGCUUAGAUGCAGUAUAAAGGAGAAUGGCUCUUUCCAGUGCUGAGAGAGCAGUUGUGAAGGCCAAGAUUAAUGAGACCUUCAUCAUCUUAGAAGAUGGAAAAGUUGUUUUGGGAGAUAGGAUAGCUCUGACCUGUAAGAUGAAAUCAUUCAUGACGUCAGUGCCCCCCAAAUAGCCAUUUGUAACUGAGUAAGUGCAAAUGACCUAUGAGUUCUUAGGAAAGAAAAACCUUUCACCUAAGUUGCGUCAACACAAUGACAAAAUAACUAAUUAAAAGGUGAGAAAACCAGUCAAUUAUCUACAUGAUACCUGACAGCCACUUUAACAGAUGGUCUUAACGGAGUGCUACAGGGUUUUGGCACCAUGUGGCAACUAGCUAAAAAUGUACUUAAUAUUAUAUCAUUUAUUUGGUUCCUAGUAUACUUGCCCUCCACUUUAUAUAAAACUAAUUUAUGAAAAUCUGGAUUUAUUUUAAAAAGAUAUCUUGCCAUGAAGGUAUUUGUUUUAUAGAAAUAUUUACCUCCAGAUUUCUUUCUCUAAUAAGAUGGUGAAUUUAAAACACUGUGUUAUUUAGAAACACUGCAUUUACACUUCAUUUAUUGUAUAAAGCAAAUUGCAUUGAAUCUUCGCCACUUGACCCAAAGGCCAAAAAUUGGCAUGAGAACAAUUUGGACUACACAUCACCAAACCCGGGGUUCACACCUGUCCACUAGCAGUUCCAAUGCCUUCCCCUAGCCCUGGAUUUGGCAAAGCACAGAAUGUUAAGAGCUAAAAGUUAUUGGAGAGGCUACUCAGUCCCACCCGGGAAACUGAGGAUGAAUGAGGGUAAGUGGUUGCCCAGAGCCCGUUAACCCCUCCAUGGCUGGGGCCCUGCCUAGAACCCGAAUUCCCUGACUACCCUGUCCAAGGUAUUCAUGUCACAUCACACUGAAACGCUAAACCUAGAGAUAGGAGGGGCCCUCUGGGAUAAAUCCCUGUUCCACCAAAGACCAGCCAGUCAUCAAAGAUGAGAGAAGGCAUCCCUGUACUGUAACAAAAAGCUGGCUUUAGGCGUGGCUUGUAGAAUCAAUCUAACUACUAGACAAGUUACAUCUCAUAUAUGUGUGGCUUCUUUUUCUUCUUUUGGGGGGCUACAAGGAAGGUUUGGAGAAAUUAUUUCCAUCAUACCUUUUUGUUAGCCUUUUUCCAUUUCUGGCCAGUAAGUAAUCCCUUUCCUGACAACAGUCCCUUUGUUUUAUCAAGUGGUCUGAUGAAGUACUGCAAACCGCAGCUCUUGUGUUUUUUGCACCAUGGGUUUUAAAAUCCGUCCUCUGCCUCCCACAGGGAAAUACUACCCAAGGGAAGGGAAAAGAUUAAUUAGUGACCUUUCGCCCUGUUAAAAUAGGAUGAGUAUGUUGCUGGUCAAGGCAGAAACGCUAACUUCCAACUGUGGUCUGUUAAGAGAUCUGCUGGGAACCUUCAGAAGCACUGCCUUCCAAGGCGGGGCCACAGCUUGGAGUGUUCAGCACUUGAGGACGGGUGGGGCUUGUUCAACCCAAAGAUAUGUGCAAUGAAUGGAUCUACACAUUGGAAAUAUGUACCAAAACUGCAACAGUAAAAUCAUAUUUUGUAAAUUAAAAUUGUGUUUACUUACUGUGACUACUGUUCAGACUUUAUUCAGAAACCUUUUUAUAGGCUUUCUUAGCAAAAAAAAAAAAUCCGUAUCUAUGGAUAAUGUCUCAAUCUUCUGUAUAUAUGUUUUAUUAAUAUGUAAAUAUUUAGAUUUUUUAAAAUUACUAUGUUCUUUAAAAAAGAAAUCAAUGCAAGCCUGGUUGUGAAGAUGGUGUAUAACAUUGUGUUGUGGUAUCAAUUCCCAAGAUGCUCUUUAUGUCUGAUCUGGAAGAAUACAAUAAAUUACUUUAAUUGAA